Hyalella azteca is the source of this 1273-nucleotide messenger RNA. RefSeq lists its product as uncharacterized. The transcript is spliced from 2 exons. Gene Ontology annotation, molecular function: catalytic activity. The annotation marks the transcript as partial. Lineage: Eukaryota; Metazoa; Arthropoda; Malacostraca; Amphipoda; Hyalellidae. The record is from RefSeq and is a predicted model, not a curated record.
UGCGGUUGAACUGGCUACCUACCUCGCCAAGAACGACGUGGCGGUAGCUUGUCUACAAGAGAACAAGCUAUCUGCUGCAUCCCGCCCCCCUUCUUUCCCCGGAUAUGCGCUGGAGCGCAAAGACCGCCCCCGCGGCCACGGUGGCGGUCUCCUCACUCUGAUCCGCCACGUCUCGUUCACCGGGCAAGACAUCUCUCCCCUCCUACACGGCGACACCACCAUGGAGGCUAUGGCAAUCUCCAUUCCUCUCAAUGGUUCCCCUCUCCGCAUCAUUAAUGUUUAUAUCCCACCGGCCUCCUCCUGCCCCGCGGGAUAUUCCCCGGAACUGUCAGACAUAGUCUCCUUACCGGGCGACUGUCUGAUAGUUGGCGACUUUAACGCCCAUCACCCUUCCUGGUUCUCCCACACGGACGACCAGAGAGCCGCAGCGCGGGGAGCCGCAGUCGACGAUGUCGUUGCCAAUUCCUCCCUCGCCUUCCUCAACGAGGAUUCCUAUACCCGCCGCCCCUCACACGGCCCACCCUCCUCUCCGGACCUCGCAAUCAUCAGCGAUCACCUUCUACUCGACACCUCCUGGACCCCUCAAGUUGCCCUAAACUCGGACCACCUGCCCAUUCUGAUUCACCUCCCUUCCUCCGUCGACUCUUCGACCCCCCGAGCUGCCCGCUUUUACGUCAACUUCAAAAAAGCUGACUGGCCCGCCUACACGGCAGCCACUGAAGCGGCCCUCCAGAUGGUCAACAAUGCCGAACAUUCCAGACAGCAUAUCCCUGCUGGCUUCCGCAAGGACUUCUCCCCCUCGGUCAACCCUGGCACCCGGUUGCUCAUUGAGCAACGGGAUGACACCAGGGCUCGUGAUCCAUCAGACCCCCGGCUGCCAAAUCUGAACUUGGAAAUUAGCAUUUCCAUCCAGGCCCACGCCAGAGACAAAUGGCGAACACACCUUGCGUCGUGCUGCAGGCGCACAAACCAGUCCAAGCACUGGAAUCUCCUACGCUCCCUAGCAGGAAAGCGUAACCGUCCUCCCCCCAAUCAGCCAAUCCAAUUUGGUCUGAAUACCCUCUCAUCUCAGCGCAAGAUCUCAUCCGCCUUCUGCAAGUUGUUCACUUCACUUGCCCCCCACUCCCAGAGCCCCUCCACCCGCCGCCUCAUAUGUAGAAUCCAGGCGGAACAUCCCCUGGACAGGGACUUCUCCCCGUUCACACCCGACAUGGUGAAGCUCGCUAUCGCGGCUGCCAAGAACUCCUCCGCACGAGGCCCGGACGGGCUCACG